UUGUCUGGUGUAGUUUUGCAGCAGGGGCCAGGGCCAAGAAGUUCCUUCCUCACAGAGGGAGUGAGGCUUAGGACCAUACUAAUACCUGCCCUGGACUUAAGGAGACCAAAGACCUGCUAAACCUGGAAUCUUACAUCAGAUUUUGCGAUACGAGUGAAGAAAGGGAAUUUCUUUUCCGUUUUGUGGAGAUUUGAGAAGAUUCAACAUGGAGUCGGGCGGUGGGACAGCAGCUUUGGCCUCGUUCAUCAUGAAUGAGGAAGAACUAAAGAGAAAGCAGAGGGAGAAGCUGAAGAAACUGCAGGCCACUGGAGGAAACCCUCGACCUCCACGUUCCCUGUUCUUAUUCACGCUCAAAAACCCUUUCCGCAAGACCUGUAUCAACAUUGUGGAAUGGAAACCUUUUGAGAUCAUUAUCCUGCUAACCAUCUUUGCUAACUGUAUAGCUCUGGCUGUGUUUCUUCCAAUGCCUGAAGAGGACACCAACAACACUAACUUAACACUGGAGAGUCUGGAGUACAUCUUUCUGGUCAUUUUCACGUUGGAGUGCUUUCUGAAGAUAAUAGCCUAUGGGCUUCUGUUUCAUGAUGGAGCCUAUUUACGAAAUUGUUGGAACAUACUAGACUUUGUCAUUGUGUUCAUGGGGCUGUUCACACUAGUUGUCGACACUAUUAACUCAGUAGGUGGAGUUCCUAAAGAGAAGGGUGGAGGUUUUGACAUGAAGGCGCUCAGGGCGUUUCGAGUGUUGCGACCGUUGCGCCUCGUCUCAGGAGUUCCCAGCCUGCAGGUGGUGAUGAGCUCUAUUAUGAAAUCCACGUUGCCUCUCUUCCAUAUUGGUCUGCUGGUCUUCUUCAUGGUCACCAUUUAUGCCAUUAUGGGCCUGGAGCUGUUCAAGUGUAAAAUGCACAAGACGUGUUACUAUCAGGGCACUAAUAUCAUCGCUAUCAGAGAGAAUGAGAAACCUUCACCCUGCGCUCAGGCCGGACACGGGCGUCCCUGUACCAUCAAUGGCACUGAAUGUCGGGCAGGUUGGCCUGGUCCUAACUUUGGAAUCACUCACUUUGACAACUUUGGCUUUGCCAUGCUUACAGUAUUUCAGUGUAUCACAACGGAAAGCUGGACUGAAGUGCUCUACUGGGUCAAUGACGCUCUGGGAAAUGACUGGCCUUGGAUCUUCUUUUUGACUCUAAUUAUGCUGGGAUCCUUUUUCAUUCUCAAUCUGGUUCUUGGAGUUCUGAGCGGAGAGUUUACUAAGGAAAGAGAGAAGUCCCGUUCGCGAGGAGAGUACCAGAAGCUACGAGAGACACAACAGAUGGAUGAGGAUCUGAAAGGUUACAUGGAGUGGAUCACUCAGGCUGAAAUGGAUGAAGAUAUGGCGGCACUUCUUUCUAGAAGGGACACGGGAUCAGAGACAGACAGCCUAUACCAGAUGGAGGGGCUCAACCGGGUGAUAUAUUUCUACCGACUAGCCCGUCGCUGGAAUGUUGUUUUACGAAAGAAGUGUCAUGUUUGGGUGAAAUCUAAAUUCUUUGGCUGGUGGGUAAUCUUCGUUGUGUUACUCAACACUUUGGUCAUUUCUACGGAGCAUCACCAGCAGACUCGAGGCUUAACAAAUUUUCAAGACACUGCUAAUAUAAUCUUGCUCGGCUGUUUCACGCUUGAGAUGGUUAUGAAGAUGUAUGCAUUUGGACCGAGAUCCUACUUCAUGUCAGUCUUUAACCAAUUUGACUGCUUUGUGGUCACGAUCGGCAUUUUUGAGGUAUUCCUGGUCGUAUCGGACAUCAUGACACCACUGGGCAUCUCUGUUAUGAGAUGCAUACGACUUCUGCGCUUGUUUAAGCUCACAAGGUACUGGAAAUCACUUAGUAACCUGGUUGCAUCUUUACUCAACUCAAUCAAAUCCAUCGCCUCCCUCCUCCUGCUCCUCUUCCUCUUCAUUGUCAUCUUCGCCCUCCUCGGCAUGCAGGUCUUUGGCGGGAAAUUCAACUUCCCCGACAGAGAGAUACAGCGCAGCAAUUUUGACAACUUUCCUCAGGCCCUCAUCAGUGUGUUUCAGGUCUUAACUGGAGAAGAAUGGGACACAAUCAUGUUCAAUGGAAUCAUGGCUCAUGGUGGACCUGCAUCUCCGGGAAUUCUUGUCAGCAUUUACUUCAUAGCCCUCUAUUUCUGUGGAAACUUCGUUCUUUUAAAUGUGUUCUUGGCCAUCGCUGUGGACAAUCUGGCUGAAGCUGAGAGUUUGACAGAAGCACAGAAAGAAAAAGCAGAGGAGAAAGCAAGAAGAAAGCUCAUGAGAUCCAUGCCAGAGAAGAAUGAGGAGGAGAAGGCCCUGAUGGCCAAGAGACUGAUGGAGUCCAGGUCGAAAGCUGAAGGGAUGCCCACCACAGCUAAACUCAAGAUAGACGAGUUUGAAUCAAAUGUGAAUGAAGUGAAGGAUCCCUUUCCUCCCGCAGACUUUCCAGGUGAUGAUGAAGAAGAGGAACCAGAGAUUCCCAGCAGCGCUAGACCCAGACCCAUGGCCGACCUGCAGCUCAAGGAGACAGUGGUGCCCAUGCCUGAAGCCAGCUCCUUCUUCAUUUUCGGCCCACAGAAUAAGUUCCGGAAGCUUUGCCACAGGAUCAUCAACCACACCACCUUCACCAACAUCAUUCUCCUCUUCAUCCUCCUCAGCAGUAUCUCUCUGGCCGCUGAAGACCCCAUCGACCCCCGUUCGUUCAGAAACAAGGUCUUGGCUUAUGCCGACAUCGUCUUUACGACCGUCUUCACCAUUGAGAUCGUACUGAAGAUGACUGUUUAUGGAGCUUUCCUGCAUACGGGCUCUUUCUGCCGAAACUCCUUCAAUAUUCUGGAUCUCAUCGUUGUGGGCGUUUCACUCUUGUCUAUGGGAAUGGAGUCUAGCACCAUCUCCGUGGUGAAAAUUCUCAGGGUUUUGAGGGUCCUCAGACCUUUAAGAGCCAUCAACAGAGCCAAAGGAUUGAAGCAUGUUGUCCAGUGUAUGUUUGUGGCCAUAAAGACCAUUGGUAAUAUCGUCCUGGUCACCAUGCUCUUAGACUUCAUGUUUUCCUGCAUUGGAGUUCAGCUUUUCAAGGGCAAGUUAUAUUCAUGUACGGAUCCCUUGAAGAAGACAGAAAUGGAGUGUCACGGAACAUUUAUAAAGCAUGUGCAGAGCUCUCUUCAUGACAUGGAGGUGGAUCAGAGACAGUGGGUCAACAGCAAAUUCAACUUUGACAACGUGCUGAACGGCAUGCUGGCUCUCUUCACCAUCUCCACGUUUGAGGGCUGGCCAGAGCUUCUAUAUACAGCCAUAGACUCGGAUGCAGUGGAUUCGGGUCCCGUGUACAACAAUCGAGUGGGCAUCUCCAUUUUCUUCAUCAUCUACAUCAUCAUCAUUGCCUUCUUCAUGAUGAACAUCUUUGUUGGUUUUGUCAUCGUCACUUUCCAAGAGCAAGGAGAGCAGGAGUAUAAAGACUGUGAGCUUGACAAGAACCAGCGUCAGUGUGUGCAGUAUGCGCUAAAGGCGAGACCCCUCAAGUGCUACAUCCCCAAAAAUCCACACCAGUAUCGUGUCUGGUACUUCGUAACCUCCUGUUACUUUGAGUAUCUCAUGUUCUUCCUCAUCAUGCUCAACACACUGUGUCUCGGAAUGCAGCAUUGCAACCAGGCCGAUUAUAUUACCAAACUCUCAGACACUCUCAAUCUCAUCUUCACCGUCCUCUUCACUGCCGAGAUGGUCGUCAAACUCAUUGCAUUCAAAGCUAAGGGUUACUUUGGAGACCCCUGGAACGUGUUUGAUUUUGUCAUUGUGAUCGGCAGUAUCGUUGACGUGGUCCUCAGUGAAGUUGACACUGCGCUGGAAUCCAGUGGAGGAUUGUGGUGUCUUCACGGUUGUGCUGAAGUGAAUCCAAUGCAGGCUAUAGCUGAUGAAGAAAAUGUUAAAAUUACCAUCACCUUCUUCCGUCUGUUCCGUGUGCUGCGUCUCAUUAAAUUGCUCAAUCGUUCAGAAGGGAUCAGGAAUCUUCUCUGGACUUUUAUCAAGUCCUUCCAGGCACUGCCUCAUGUGGGUCUCCUCAUUGUCAUGCUGUUCUUCAUCUAUGCUGUCAUUGGGAUGCAGAUGUUUGGUAAAAUUGCACUGGUCGACGGUACAGAGAUCAACCGCAACAACAAUUUCCAAACAUUCCCGCAAGCCGUUCUGUCAUUAUUUCGUGUUGCAACUGGAGAGAGAUGGCCUAAAAUCAUGGUGGCCUGUAUGUAUGGAAAACUCUGUGACCCCAAAUCAGACUAUGGUCCUGGAGAGGAAUACACCUGCGGCUCCAGCAUUUCCGUUUUCUACUUCCUCAGCUUUUACAUGCUGUGUGCGUUUUUGGUUAUCAAUUUGUUUGUGGCCGUCAUUAUGGACAACUUUGAUUACCUCACUCAUGAUUGGUCGAUCCUCGGCCCGCAUCACCUGGAUGAAUUCAAGAAGAUCUGGGCCGAGUAUGACCCUGAAGCGACGGGACGAAUCAAACAUCUGGAUGUGGUCACUCUUCUGCGGAGGAUUCAGCCACCGUUGGGCUUUGGUAAAUUUUGUCCUCACCGUUCAGCGUGUAAGAGACUGAUUUCCAUGAACAUGCCGCUAAACAGUGACGGAACAGUGACCUUCAACGCCACUCUCUUUGCAUUGGUCAGAACCGCUCUCAAGAUCAAAACUGAAGGAAACUUCGAGCAGGCCAACGAGGAGCUGAGAGCCAUUAUUAAGAAGAUUUGGAAGCGGACCAGUAUGAAGUUGUUGGACCAGGUCAUUCCUCCCAUUGGAGAGGAUGAGGUCACCGUAGGAAAGUUCUACGCCACCUUCCUGCUUCAAGAACACUUCCGCAAGUUCAUGCAGCGACAGGAGGAAUAUUACGGUUACCGGCCAACCAAAAAGAACGCGGCUGAGAUUCAGGCAGGUCUGCGCAGCAUCGAGGAGGAAGCAGCACCUGAAUUGCACAGGGCCAUCUCAGGUGACCUGAUCGCAGAAGAUGAGAUCGAGCGUGCAAUGGAGGGUGGAGAGGAGGGCAUCUACAGGCGUACAGGAGGUCUGUUUGGAAUUAAUGCGGACCCCUUCGCCUCUGAGCCCAACAGCCCUUUAUCCACACAGGUGACUAGCCAGAGACCCCUUCAGUUUGCAGAGACCCAUCUGGAGGACAUUGAGUCCCCCCCUGACUCUGUCUUCCUUCCUAACACCGAGUUCUUCCCUGAUAACAUCCAAACAACAAGCAACAACAACAAUGCCAACUUCAUUGAUGACAUCUCAUCUAGGAUUACAUUUGAGAGCGAGUCUCAGGAUACAAGACACUCUAGUUUGUAUGAGGGCGGAGCCUCGGGUGCUGAUGACAGGAUGCUGUCAGGGUUUACUGUGAGAACAGAUACGGACACACAGUUCCCCUAUAAUCCAUCAUAUGGCACUUCAGAGAACCUGAGAGCAACAAGAGAAGAUUCAUCAGCCACCAACAAACUCAUUCAGCAGGCACUGAGACAUGGUGGAUUAGAUUCAUUGGCUGAGGACCCAAAGUUUGUGUCUGUGACUAGAAAGGAACUGGCAGAAGCCAUUAAUAUCGGCUUGGAAGAUAUGGAGGGGUUGGCUAAGGGUAUUCUAAACGGGCAGACCCCCAAAGCACCCAAACGUAGACGCCGUCCCAUCCCAGUCCCACCCAGCGCCAAACCCAAGGAAGACACUACUGCAGUGUAGAUAGAUAUUCAGAAAUAAUUAUCAUAUUUAUGUGACAUCAUCAACCUGAAUUGUAUGCCCUUGUUCAAGUUCACUUACUUGACAGUUUGUAAACAGUGUUCUUGUUGUUUUAAAAACAGUGAUCACCCAGAAAAUUUGUCCAAUCUUUACGGUGGUAUUUAUGUUUUACUGAGUGAUAAAAAGCACAGUAGUUAACAUGACUGUCACUACUUUUAAGUACUGAACUCUGUGUAUUUUUCUGAUGGGUAAUCUGAUUCAGGGACUGAUUUCUGGUUUGGUGACUGAACAUAUCAGGCAUCCUACAUAGAAGUAAUCAAACUUCUGUUCUGUGAACAUACACAAUAAACCUACACUUGAGCGAGAUGGAUAUAAUACCGACAAAUUACUUGUUUUUUAAUCUGGAUGUCCCAUUGAAACACAAAGGAACAUUUUUUCACAUGUGCCUUGUGAACAAGCGAUGGUUUAAAGCUGCACAUAUUUGUAAAAGUCAAAUGGCGUACAGCUAAAAUGUAAUGUUUAUAGAACACAUUGAAACACAACAAUCAUUUAAAACUUUUUGUAAUGUUAAAACAUGAUUUUUGUUUAAUUUAAUUGAUUAUAAUGCUGACAUGUCUUGUUUCCAAGAAAAUGUUUAGCAAUGAUUAAUUUUAGAAACUCUGUAUUCUGAAAAUUGUUAUUUGAAUUUGUAUUAUGUAUGCUAGCAAAAUAAGCACACAUGGAAAAUGUUUGCAUGCUUGUGCCCUUUGGUUGCUGUACAACAUGCAAAGCAUUUCAUUUGUAUUUUACUUACUCAUUUAACAGUUAAAAGGUUGGGUAAAUCUUUAAAAUGUGGCAUUUUAGUUGCAAAUUGAGCUCAUCUGCAUGUUUGUUUAUAUGAGUUUUACGUUCUUGGAAAUAUCUUCCUCAAUGCUCACAGUAGGACAGAAUUUCCAAAGAAAAGACACAUUGGCUAGCACAAGAUAAAAGCUCACUUUUGCUGCGAAGGGUUAAAGUUUGUGUCAAUCCAAGCUACUUGGUUUUAUUGGACAUUGAGAUAAGGGGAAUGGGAUCAGGACGUGACGCAGGCCGGAUUCGAACCUGUGUCCCUCUAAGCUGCUUUCUUAAAUGUGUCGUUAGCGCAUGCACUACCCACUGUGCUGAUUUCUUGUCAUUUUUUAUUUUAGCUUCUAGAAAAAUGUGACGCUUGCUUUGACUUUGUAAUAUACAUUGGUGCAGAUGGUAACGCUUUAAUAUUGUCAGUUGUAAAGUACAAAAUCCCUUUAGUGCAGGUGCUUGACUAGAACAGCAAUGUAAGAGACGUUUUUCUAUUUUCUCUGUGUAGAUUUUGAUUACACUAACUUUAACAUGUUACACGUUUUGAAGAAGCACAUUUUAAUAAAAAACGUGUCGACUUGGAUAUCACAGACUAAAGUCUUAAAGCUGUGUAUGAAGUAUAAAUGAUUGGUUUGCAUUCUUUAGACAAACAAAUCAUUUCAUUCAAGUCUUUGAAACAAUCUAAUAAACAGGUGACAGACCUGAAAAAGAAUUUGUUGUUUCAAUGUCUUUUUUUUCUUGCUUUCAAGAUUUUUCUUUCAUUACUCCAUGCAUCACUA
Triplophysa rosa is the source of this 7293-nucleotide messenger RNA. It is a transcript of the gene cacna1sb, whose product is annotated as calcium channel, voltage-dependent, L type, alpha 1S subunit, b. The record is from RefSeq and is a predicted model, not a curated record. Gene Ontology annotation, cellular component: voltage-gated calcium channel complex; membrane. Lineage: Eukaryota; Metazoa; Chordata; Actinopteri; Cypriniformes; Nemacheilidae. The transcript has 45 exons. Bases 206 to 5701 code for a protein of 1831 amino acids. Gene Ontology annotation, molecular function: high voltage-gated calcium channel activity; calcium ion binding. Gene Ontology annotation, biological process: calcium ion import across plasma membrane.